Molecule: messenger RNA, 342 nt
Organism: Adineta steineri
Lineage: Eukaryota; Metazoa; Rotifera; Eurotatoria; Adinetida; Adinetidae
Source: the annotation of a GenBank genome assembly
AUGUCAUUUAUUGUUGAUGAAAUAAAAUUAAUAAUAAAACAGAUUUUACAUGAGAAAAUAGGUGAAAAAGUUUUUCUAUAUGAUCAUUUACAUCAAUGGAAUAUUGAUAUUUUAACUGAAAUAUUAUAUCAAUUAAAACAAAUUCAAAAUAAACAUACUAAUAAUCAACAAAUGAAAUAUGUUGUUACGGUUUUAAUAGGAGAAAAAACAAAUGAAAGAAAUUUUGGUUUACAUACAUCUCUGUCAUGUCUAUGGGAUGGAAGAACGGAUGCUUGUGUUACUGUUAAAUGGGAAAAUAAAAAUAUUUUUUCAAUUAUAAGUGUUUUCGGUUUGACUAUUUAA